Dromiciops gliroides (monito del monte) is the source of this 816-nucleotide messenger RNA. RefSeq lists its product as uncharacterized. Gene Ontology annotation, cellular component: cytosolic large ribosomal subunit; ribosome. Lineage: Eukaryota; Metazoa; Chordata; Mammalia; Microbiotheria; Microbiotheriidae. The record is from RefSeq and is a predicted model, not a curated record. Gene Ontology annotation, molecular function: RNA binding; structural constituent of ribosome. Gene Ontology annotation, biological process: translation.
AUGAGUUUUGAAGAAAGGCAGAAAACCAAAGAGAAAAUGUUAAAUGGUCAGGGUACUUCACUGUAUGGAGGCAGCCACUUAAAAGAUGCAGAAGCAGGAGAUGGAAUGUCCUCAUUGUUCACAAAGAUAUUGCUUAAAAGGCAGUUUGUAAGCAUGCACACUGGCAUACAAAAUUCUUGUGUUGAACUUAACGGGACUUUCUACCUUAGGAGAACUUCAGACAAUAGCCCAAAAGAUAAAGCUCCAGGACUAAGAGUCUCUGCAACUGUCAAAUCAAUAAUUAUGCUACAGGUAACAUGCAAGGCCCUGUGGCAGAUGGUUACUGAAGGCAAGAUUCCCGACAAUAACUUUUUGGCCUUUUCCUGGUUGGGCCAGUCUUUGGGACGGUGCCAGCAUGGGACCAAGGAGCUAUUGGUGAAGCUCUACUGGUUCCUGGACCAUAGAACCACCUCGACUUUCAACAAGGCUGUUACAAAAAGGCUGUUCAUGAGCUGGACCAUCCAGCCCCACCUGUUGCUGUCCGGAAUGAUCAGGAAGAUGAAGCUGGCUGGCAGGGAAAACAAGACAGCUGUGGUUGUUGGAACCAUGAAGGAUGUCUCCAGGCUGAAGGUGUGUGCUCUUCCUGUUACUAGCAAUGCCCGGAAUUGCAUCCUCAAGGCUGGUGGGAAGACCCUCAUCUUUGACCAGUUGACCAUGAGCUCACCCAAGGGCAAGGGCACUGUUCUGCUGUCUGGUUUCCAGAAGGGUCGCAAGGGGUACAGGCAUUUUGGGAAGGCACCCAGCACUUCCCACAGCCACACCAAACCAUAUGUCUGA